AUGGCAAGCCCAACUACUGGCUUCUCGAUAAAUGUCAACGAUCCCAGCUUGAUCUCGCUGGUGAACAAGCUGCAGGAUGUCUUUGCGACGGUUGGAGUUCAGAACCCCAUCGAUCUGCCCCAGAUUGCCGUCGUCGGUUCGCAGUCCAGUGGAAAGAGUUCCGUUCUAGAGAACAUUGUUGGCCGGGAUUUCCUGCCUCGUGGUUCCGGAAUUGUCACUCGGAGACCCCUCGUACUGCAACUUAUCAACAGGCCCGCUGGUUCGCAAACAAACGGUGUGAAGGAGGAGGCCCUGGAGACGACGGAUAAGGAGGCCAACAUCGACGAGUACGGCGAGUUUCUUCACAUCCCCGGCCAGAAGUUCUACGAUUUCAACAAGAUCCGCGAGGAGAUUGUGCGCGAAACCGAGUCCAAGGUCGGUCGCAAUGCCGGUAUCUCGCCCGCUCCUAUCAACCUGCGAAUUUACUCGCCUAAUGUCUUGACCCUCACACUCGUCGACUUGCCCGGUUUGACCAAGGUCCCCGUGGGUGACCAGCCCAAGGAUAUUGAGCGUCAGAUCCGUGACAUGGUUUUGAAGUACAUCAGCAAGCCGAACGCUAUCAUCCUGGCCGUCACGUCCGCCAACCAGGAUCUGGCCAACUCGGAUGGUCUGAAGCUGGCGCGGGAGGUCGACCCGGAGGGUCAACGCACGAUCGGUGUGUUGACCAAGGUCGAUUUGAUGGACGAGGGUACCGAUGUUGUGGAUAUUCUUGCGGGCAGGAUUAUCCCUCUGCGUCUGGGUUAUGUGCCGGUCGUCAACCGUGGUCAGCGUGAUAUUGAGAACAAGCGGCCUAUCGCAUAUGCCCUGGAGCACGAGAAGAACUUCUUCGAGGGUCACAAGGCUUAUCGCAACAAGUCAUCGUACUGCGGAACUCCUUAUCUCGCCAGGAAAUUGAAUUUGAUCCUUAUGAUGCACAUUAAGCAAACCCUUCCCGAUAUCAAAGCGCGCAUUUCGUCCUCCCUUCAGAAGUACUCCUCGGAACUGUCACAGCUCGGUGACUCGAUGCUCGGAAACAGUGCUAAUAUCGUCCUCAACAUUAUCACGGAGUUCAGCAACGAGUACCGCACAGUGUUGGAGGGAAGCAACCAGGAGCUGUCUAGUAUCGAGCUGUCCGGCGGUGCGCGUAUCAGCUUCGUGUUCCAUGAGCUCUACUCCAACGGUAUCAAGGCCGUCGACCCAUUCGACCAUGUGAAGGACAUUGAUAUUCGCACCAUCCUCUACAACUCCUCUGGUCCCUCACCAGCACUGUUUGUGGGCACCACUGCUUUCGAAUUGAUCGUGAAGCAGCAGAUCAAGCGCCUGGAGGACCCCAGCUUGAAGUGUAUCUCGUUGGUCUACGACGAACUUGUCCGCAUCCUGGGUCAGCUCCUGAACAAGUCGCUGUUCCGGCGCUACCCCAUGCUGAAGGAGAAAUUCCACGCGGUUGUAAUUGGCUUCUUCAAGAAGUCCAUGGAGCCGACCAACAAGCUUGUGCGUGACCUGGUCAACAUGGAGGCGUGCUACAUCAACACGGGUCACCCUGAUUUCCUGAACGGACACCGCGCCAUGACUAUCGUCAACGAGCGUCAAACCGCAGGCAAGCCGACUCAAGUGGACCCGAAGACUGGCAAGCCUCUGCCCCCGCGGGCGAACAGCCCGUCGGUUGAGGUUCCUGUGGACAACACCAACUCCGGUGGGUUCUUCGGCAGCUUCUGGGCUUCGAAGAACAAGAAGAAGAUGGCUGCCAUGGAGCCGCCACCGCCGACCCUGAAGGCGUCUGCCUCUUUGUCGGAGCGGGAGAGCGUGGAGGUUGAGGUCGUCAAGCUCCUGAUCACUUCGUACUUUAACAUUGUGAAGCGGACCAUGAUUGAUAUGGUGCCCAAGGCCAUCAUGUACACUCUCGUCCAGUUCACCAAGGAUGAGAUGCAGCGCGAGCUUCUCGAGAACAUGUACCGCAACAGCGAGCUGGACGACCUGCUGAAAGAAAGCGACUACACGGUCCGCCGGCGGAAAGAGUGCCAGCAGAUGGUGGAGAGCCUUUCCCGGGCCAGCGAGAUCGUCAGCCAGGUUCAAUAA
Aspergillus tubingensis is the source of this 2094-nucleotide messenger RNA. Its product is annotated as dynamin-like GTPase vpsA. The record is from RefSeq and is a predicted model, not a curated record. Bases 1 to 2094 code for a protein of 697 amino acids. Gene Ontology annotation, molecular function: microtubule binding; GTPase activity; GTP binding. The transcript has 8 exons. Gene Ontology annotation, biological process: peroxisome organization. Gene Ontology annotation, cellular component: cytoplasm; microtubule; membrane. NCBI's taxonomy places the organism in Eukaryota, Fungi, Ascomycota, Eurotiomycetes, Eurotiales, Aspergillaceae.